Molecule: messenger RNA, 1601 nt
Organism: Capsicum annuum
Lineage: Eukaryota; Viridiplantae; Streptophyta; Magnoliopsida; Solanales; Solanaceae
Product: tRNA pseudouridine synthase A 1
Exons: 7
Coding region: 385-1350 (321 amino acids)
Biological process (GO): tRNA pseudouridine synthesis
Molecular function (GO): pseudouridine synthase activity; RNA binding
Source: RefSeq, a predicted model, not a curated record
UAAAGAAAAUGAGAAAAAAAUAAAUGAGGUCCAAUUGUCCCUUUUAUUUAAUUAGAAACUUGGGAAGGUGCUCAGCUCAUUUUUCUCCUAAUACUCUGACUACACACAUCGACUCAAAUACUCUUUGUUCAAAGGCCAAAAUUCAAAGCAAAAUUAGCACAUGUAUUUUAUGGCUUAACCACUCAAAAGCGUCUGAAAUUUGAUCUUUAACCUGCAAAAUCAGUGGAUUCAUUUAGUACAACUUUGACGCGCUGCGUACAAUAAAUCCUUGUAAUUUAUCCGACCACACGGUGCGUAAGGAAAUUUUAGUGCAUCAAAUUUGUCAUUUUUAUUUUAUUUAAAGCACUAACAAAAUUGAGGCAGUUGAGGGUUGGUUAAUGAAGAAUGUGUUUCUCAACAGCUUUGGCACUUCCAUCUGUUCCCAUUACUACAAAUUCUACCUCUGAUUGGAGGGGAAAAGAUGAAGAUCCAAAUAAGGGUCAAGCAGUGAAACUCUCAUUACCAGCAUAUAAAUGGCGAUUAGUUAUUGCUUAUGACGGAACCAGAUUUUCAGGGUGGCAGUAUCAACAGUCAACGCCUACUGUACAGUGCAUUCUGGAAGAAGCUCUGACUAGAAAAACAAAAAUAAACCGCAAAGAACUUUGUUUAGUUGGUGCAAGUCGGACAGAUGCAGGAGUUCAUGCAUGGGGUCAGGUUGCACACUUCGUUACACCUUUCAACUAUGAAACACUAGACGACGUUCACAAAGCUGUAAAUGGUCUUCUUCCUUCUGACAUCAGAGUUAGAGAAUUUAGCCCGGCAGGGCCUGAGUUUCAUGCUCGUUUCUCUGUCACAAGCAAGAUAUAUAGCUACCAAGUAUAUGACUCCACCAUCAUGGACCCAUUCUUGAGGCACUAUGCUUACCAUAGUACGUAUAAACUCGACGCUGCUGUCAUGAGAGAUGCUGCAAAGCAUUUCGUGGGUAAACAUGACUUUUCUGCCUUUGCCAAUACAUCACGAAAUGACCGGAUUCCAAAUCCAGUGAAGACGAUAUUUCGCUUUGAUGUUGUUGAAAAGGGACCGCUUUUGCGGCUUGAAGUUGAAGGAUCUGGUUUCCUAUAUAGACAAGUUCGGAACAUGGUCGCUUUGUUGCUUCAAGUUGGAAGACAAGCAGUUCCACCAGAUAUUGUUGUUAGGAUUUUGGAGUCUCGUGAUCGGAAGGAACUUGCAAAGUAUACCUUGUUACUUCCACCUCAUGGACUCAGUCUCGAUACGAUCAAGUAUAAUGAAGAACAUCUCAUACUUCCAACCGAUUCCCCUGCUAGUAGUUUUGGUAGGCACCAUAGUAUAAGCAAAUGCAAGGUACAGUAGUGCACUUUCCUUGGAAACAGCCUCUAGCAGAAAUGCAAUGUAAGACUGCGGACAAUACAUCCUUGUGAUGGGGCGCGGAAGCUUUAGUGCACCGGGCUGCCCUUUUUUAGUAGUGCACUUUCCUCCAGAUGAAUGUAGAUUUGCAAAGUAGAGUAUUAUCAUUUGGUGUUUGUAUCUUGGCUUUUGUCUUUGUAUCUGAUUUUGUUGCUUGAAUAGCUUAAUGAAGCUCAUCUUAACAAGUUUCUAUCCCA